Symbiodinium sp. CCMP2592 is the source of this 1572-nucleotide messenger RNA. The record is from the annotation of a GenBank genome assembly. NCBI's taxonomy places the organism in Eukaryota, Dinophyceae, Suessiales, Symbiodiniaceae.
AUGGGGAAGGCUACUAGAGACAAGCGCCAAGGCAACAUCGAGAAGAAGGGCACGAAGCCGAAAGCGGUGCCAAAGGCAAGUGCGUCGAGCCAGGAGAUAGAUGCUGGCGAGAAAGAAAGGCUUGCGGAUGAAGCGAUUGCAGCCAUCCAGCAAGGCGUGCGCGUCGCCGGCAACCAAAAGGCCGGUGCGCCUUUCGUCCCCGAAGGGUGGGCGGAGAAGUACAAGCCCGCCUUGGGAUCCUACAAACAGUUCUUGAAGGAGAAUCCAGACAAGUUUGCGUUGGUCCCGGAAAAAGAUGGGAACUUCGUGAUAAGGCUUCCAGACCAGCUUGAUCCUCCGAGCAUUCCAGACAAGAAGGUGUGGGAAAAACAUCUGGUAAAGGCUUGGAUGGCAUACUGCAAGGUUGUCCCGAGACCUCAGCGCGAUUUCAAGGCAGGUUUCCUCGCAAUGUUGCCCAAGCACGCUUUGCGCCUGCGGAGUGCGAAGCAGCCAUCGUCGCCCAAGAGCGGGCCCGCUCAGUCGCCUCGACUGUCCCCGAAGCCUUCUCCGAAGCUCUCCCCGAAGCGAUCGCCGAUCGCUGAGAACAGAUCAACAGGCCGGAGAGAAGCUGGAUCCAAAGCUGGGGAGGUAUGCCAUUACCGCGGCACCUUACUGAACGGCUCAGAGUUCGAUAGCUCGCACAAGCGUGGCUCUCCGGCUGCUUUCAAGCCUUCCAACCUCGUUCCUGGGUUUCAAGAGGCUCUGCUGAUGAUGAAGCCAGGCGACACUUGGAGGAUCUGGAUACCCAGUGCGAUCGGAUAUGGCUCCCGCGGCGCUGGAAGCGCAAUUCCGCCCGACACGGCGAUCUCCUUCGAGCUAGAGCUGCUGGAGGUCAGUCCUCCGGCGGAAGGACUGGCAUGGCUAUGGGAGCAGGCCCAGGCGAACCCAAUGCCGAUAGCUUUGGUGUGCCUCUUCGGCUUCCAGCUCCUGCAGGGCUACUUUCAGAAGGGCGGUCCUUCUGAUCUCAAGGAGCUGCCAAUUUCCGACGCAUCUUCUGAGGAGAACCCCAAGGUGUUCCUCAGCAUGAAGAUCGGGGAUGCGGAGCCUGAGCGGGUGGUGAUCGAGCUUUUCGCCAAGAGCUACCCAAAGACUGCAGAGAAUUUCCGUGCUCUCUGCACCGGCGAGAAGGGCGAGGGGAAGUCUGGCAAGAAGCUGACCUUCAAAGGCAACACCUUCCACCGGAUCAUUCCUGGCUUCAUGUGCCAAGGAGGUGAUUUCACCAACGAGAAUGGCACUGGCGGAGAGUCAAUUUACGGCGAGAAGUUUGAGGAUGAGUGGACAAAUGGAUACAUCACGCACAGCAAAGCCGGAAUGCUCUCCAUGGCGAACGCAGGGAAGGAUACCAAUGGCUCGCAGUUUUUCAUCACCCUGGCAGCCUGUACGCACUUAGACGGGAAGCACGUCCUUUUUGGGCAGGUAACAGAAGGUCUUGAUAUUGUCAACAAGAUGGGCGCCACAGGUUCAUCAAAUGGAACUCCGAAGGACAAGGUGACUAUUGUGGAUUGCGGGGAAGUGAAAAGCAAAUCCACAUGA